AUGACUAAAGCCAUUCCGCCGGACUGCUUCAUCAGCGGCACUGGCUGGGAUGAUCUCGCGAUACGGGAUAACACGGACGGAAGAGUGCUGAUUGCCCCGGAAGCUGAUGCCCGUCCAGCUGUCAUACGAGCUAAUCGCAAUGCCCUGCGAGCCUGGAUGGCUGACUGUGGGGACGAAAAACUUGAUGUGAGAUAG
Molecule: messenger RNA, 195 nt
Organism: Aspergillus clavatus NRRL 1
Lineage: Eukaryota; Fungi; Ascomycota; Eurotiomycetes; Eurotiales; Aspergillaceae
Gene: nscC
Product: FAD-dependent monooxygenase nscC
Exons: 1
Coding region: 1-195 (64 amino acids)
Source: RefSeq, a predicted model, not a curated record